Messenger RNA from Cuculus canorus (common cuckoo), 1549 nucleotides. RefSeq names its product family with sequence similarity 98 member B (gene TSLIG3B). The record is from RefSeq and is a predicted model, not a curated record. The transcript is spliced from 8 exons. Gene Ontology annotation, cellular component: tRNA-splicing ligase complex. Bases 118 to 1335 code for a protein of 405 amino acids. Lineage: Eukaryota; Metazoa; Chordata; Aves; Cuculiformes; Cuculidae.
GUGGCGGAGGGCGGCCCUCACCUCUCCAGCGGAACGCGGCGGCGAGCGCGAGUUGCAGGGGGUUCUCUUAGCGGCGGGCACCGCGCGGCGCGGCGGGACGCGGAGCCGGGCCUGAGGAUGGAGUGCGACAUUUUGGACACGCUGGAGGCCCUGGGGUACACAGGUCCCCUGUUGGAGGAGGAAGCACUGAAAAAAGCAGCACAAAAUGGAUUGUCUUCACCAGAAUUUUUUGAGCUUUGCAUUUGGUUAGGUUCUCAGAUAAAGUCGCUUUGUAAUAUGGAAGAAAGCAUCACUUCAACAGAUGGUGCUAGAGAUGUGGAGAGCUUCCAGCUUGAGAUUAGUGGCUUUCUGAGAGAAAUGGCUUGUCCAUAUUCAUCACUUAUAUCUGGAGACAUCAAGGACAGAUUAAGAGAGAAAGAAGAUUGUCUUAAACUCCUCUUAUUUCUAAGUACAGAACUUCAGGCUUUAAAGAUAUUGCACAACAAGAAAACUAAAGGCUGUCAUUUGGAAAAGCACAAUGAAAUUUAUCAGGAAGUGCAAGCUAUUUGUGAUGCACUGUGCCUGACAAACUGCUCAUCCUCUGAUAUUCCUCCCUUGUUAACCACUGUGGAACAAAAGAUAAAGGACAUUCUCUCAAAAGUUCAGAAUAACCAUGUGGGGAAAUCACUGUUAACAAAACCUCUGGAUUCAGACCAAGCGGAGAGACUGGAAAAAAUCAAUGAUGCUCUUCGCAGUGAGUACGAAUGUCGCCGACGUAUGUUAAUGAAGAGGCUAGAUGUGACAGUACAGUCUUUCGGCUGGUCUGAUAGAGCAAAGGUAAAAACAGAUGAAAUAGCCCGAAUCUAUCAGCCCAAGCGCUAUGCAUUAUCUCCAAAGUCAACUAUUACAUUAGCUCACCUUCUGGCUGCUCGAGAAGACUUAUCAAAGAUCAUAAGAACAAGUAGUGGAUCAACACGGGAAAAUACAGUCUGUGCAAUCAACAAGAUUCUGAUGGGGAGAGUACCUGACCGUGGAGGCAGACCAACAGAGAUUGAACCACCUCCUCCCGAAAUGCCUCCUUGGCAAAAAAGACAAGAAGGUGGUGGAAGAGGUGGCUGGAGAGGUGGUGAUGGUGGUGGAAGAGGCAACUGGGGAGGUGGAGGGGGUAGAGGAGGAGGAGGAGGUGGGGGUUUUGGAGGUGGGGGUUUUGGGGGUGGGGGGUUCGGAGGUGGGGGUUUCAGAGGUGGCGGAAGAGGUGGAGGUGGCUUUCAGGGUGGCAGGGGAGGUUAUGGUGGCAGGGGAGGCUAUGGUGAUCCAUAUGGUGGGAGAGGAGGGGGAGGAUAUCGAAGGUAUUAAAAUACUGUACAUAUUCACAGAGUAACUGGUGAAAUAUAGUGGUGAUGUUUACCAGUAUCAAGAAUUCAGAUACAUUAACUUGGGUUUAGGUUAGAAUUAAGUAUGACUGUAUGAGUCAUAGCGUUAGACCAACUGAUGUCGUCAUUGAAUUCUUCUAGUUAACACAACUUUUAUACUAAACUGUGAUGAAUAAAGUCCUUGUUUUUCAUACUGA